AUGAAUUGUCUAACUUUCGUUGUUAUUUUCUUAGGUUUCAUAACGAAAGGAAAUGCACAGAGAAAUGUUCAAUAUGUGAUUUUCGAAGGUGGAGGUCCGGAUGAAGGUCCGGGACCUAAUCAAACUGAAAAUAUUGCAGCGCUGAAACGUAUUUUCGGAGAAGUGAAUUCAACUGCUCAUCGAAUGUAUGCGUACGGGAAACAACAAAUGAGAAUUCUCACACGAUCAAUUGCGUUUGUGCGUUCGGAACUCGAAAUUGCUUUUGAUUUAGCUGAAAAAACGAAUACUCCGCUUUUGAUUCACAUCGACCCGAUCUAUGGUUGGGGUGCGGACCAAGAAAACUCGACAGAUGACGCACCAGCAAUGAAAUAUUGGCACAAUGAAACUAUGAGAGAAUGGAUUGAGUUUCCAAUGAAUUCCACACAGUUGCCAACUCGUAUUCCACGAUCAUGGUUUAAUUGGGGUUCUUGGUGUUCACCCUCGUUCGCAUUUCCAGCUAUUGGUUCGCCGAACUUUCUUAAUUUUUCGUCCAAACAAUUCAAUGAAAGUAUCGCUCAACCUCUUGCCCAAUGGUUAACAAAAUUAAACUAUCAAAAUCAAUCGUAUCUAUUUGCUGGAAUUAACAUCGGAUGGGAAACAAGUAUUCUCAACUAUCGACAUAUCGAUCCAACUGAUUUACCCGUUGCUGUAUGGCCUUUAAGUGCGAGAAAUAUUACAAUGAAAUCAUGGGAAGCUGGUGCUCAACUUGGCUAUGCUUCACUUUAUUGGCAAGGAUGGACGGAAGAGAAAUUAGUUCACGAAGCUCAACACCGAAAUAUCACUCGAAAUGAACUGUUUAAUUUACUUUGUUAUGAAAUCAUUCAUAAUUAUUUGCAAAUCUUGGCUCAAAUUUCUUAUGAAAAUCAGAUUCCUAAAGAACGAAUUUAUACACAUAUUAUUCCCAUGGCUUCAAUCGAUCCAUCUCGUAUCGAAACAACUGUUCCACCGAUAUGGACAGCAGUUAAUUCUUAUUCCAUUCCAGGUUUUACAAUGGAUAAUCGAGGAGCAGCGAUAUACAAUCUAACCGAGCUGAAACACCAAAUAACCACCAUAGAUCCUUCGCAAUCCCAUUUUGCUGUCAGUGAAUCUUAUCUUUUUAAUUAUCGUGAUCAGGAAAGUAUGCGCGUAAAUUUAGCUGAAGCAUUUGAUAAUGGAGCUUUGAUCAAAUCAAUCUAUGGUGCAUUGCCUUUAUCACCUGACGACCCACAACCAAUCGGCGCAAUUACAGCGAUCAAACAAUGGUUGAAUUUUAAUCAGACAUUUGCUGUAUAA
Messenger RNA from Adineta ricciae, 1311 nucleotides. NCBI's taxonomy places the organism in Eukaryota, Metazoa, Rotifera, Eurotatoria, Adinetida, Adinetidae. The record is from the annotation of a GenBank genome assembly.